Cornus florida is the source of this 1229-nucleotide messenger RNA. Its product is annotated as protein WHI4. The transcript is spliced from 10 exons. The record is from RefSeq and is a predicted model, not a curated record. The coding region runs from base 140 to 976 and encodes 278 amino acids. NCBI's taxonomy places the organism in Eukaryota, Viridiplantae, Streptophyta, Magnoliopsida, Cornales, Cornaceae. Gene Ontology annotation, molecular function: mRNA binding.
CUUUUGUUUCAUUUUCUGCUCUCUCUCUCUCUCUCUCUCUCUCCCCUCAGUGAAGUGAUGAUUUACGGCACCAUCCAUCGUUAGAUUUACAAAUACCCUUCCGUUCCUCCCAGCGAAGUACAAUCUGGUGCACGCCGUGAUGGCUCAUCAGCAGCCGUACGAUCCCUAUUAUCUCCCCCAACAAGCGGCUGAGUACGGCGGUAAGGACCGAAGCGGCAUCAACACUCUCUUCGUCUCCGGCCUCCCCGACGACGUUAAAGCCCGCGAGAUCCACAACCUCUUUCGCCGCCGUCCCGGCUUCGAUUCUUGCCAGCUCAAGUACACCGGUCGCGGCACUCAGGUUAUUGCAUUUGCGACCUUUGUUAAUAAUCAAUCAGCAAUGGCAGCUCUUCAUGCAUUAAAUGGUGUAAAAUUUGACCCACAAGCUAGUUACGUUCUGCAUAUUGAACUGGCCAGAUCAAACUCAAGGAGAAAACGCAAGCCAGGAAGUGGAGCGUAUGUUGUUAUUGAUAAAAGAACUAAUGGUGCAGCUGAUACCCAAGAAACAUCAAGUGAUGACGGAGAUAGUGAAUCUGAUGAACCGUCCGGGAAUGAAGAACCCGAUUCUGGUGACAAGGGUGAUUCAGAGAUCGCAAAGAGUGGCGAGACAGAGAUUAAUCCCGAAAAUGCUGUAGUUGCCGAAAAUAAUCAGACAGAAAAAGCGGUUGAUGGUGUCUCAGCAUGUUCCACUUUGUUUAUUGCAAAUCUAGGUCCUACUUGCACCGAAGAUGAACUGAAGCAAGUUCUAUCUCAAUAUCCCGGCUUUAACUUGCUCAAGGUGCGUGCUAGGGGUGGAAUGCCUGUUGCAUUUGCUGAUUUUGAGGACAUUGAACAAGCAAAUCAGGCUAUGAAUGCUCUUCAGGCAAGCACAUUACCAUCGUCAGACCGUGGUGGCAUGCACAUAGAGUAUGCAAGGUCUAAGAUGAGGAAAUCUUAGAAGAAAGCUGAAAGAGCAAGGAACAGUUAGAAGAGUUUCCACCUUACCUAUCAAAGGACACUAAAUUAGGGUUUUUAUUUAUUUUUUUUUGUCUUCAUUGAGUACAUCUGUGCAUGUAUGGUGAUGUGUUGCCAUGACAAAGAACCCAUGGGGACUUUGCCAAACUCUAUGAACUACUGAAAAAACUACAAAUUUAAGUGGUUCAUUCAGUGCAGUUAAUAAUGCAUAAUUUGGUUAGCACUUCAAUAUUAAA